Xylaria bambusicola is the source of this 1373-nucleotide messenger RNA. RefSeq names its product reactive mitochondrial oxygen species modulator 1-domain-containing protein. Bases 539 to 871 code for a protein of 110 amino acids. Gene Ontology annotation, biological process: protein insertion into mitochondrial inner membrane; protein import into mitochondrial matrix. The record is from RefSeq and is a predicted model, not a curated record. The transcript has 5 exons. NCBI's taxonomy places the organism in Eukaryota, Fungi, Ascomycota, Sordariomycetes, Xylariales, Xylariaceae. Gene Ontology annotation, cellular component: TIM23 mitochondrial import inner membrane translocase complex.
GAAACACAUUGUCAAGUAGCCCAUGGCAAGUUUUCUUUUUAUGAUAUGGAUGGUCUGUUCUGGUUUAGGAAUACCUACCUGGUACACUGAAAUGUGGCGUUGCACAGCCAUUAGUUUUGCAUCCAAUGCUGUACAAUGGCACCUACCCGCUUGACAGCACCUAUAAAUACUGGGUUAAGAGUGACCUAAGCCACAGUUCAAUAGAGCUCUAUUUAGCCACCAUGUGCUGCAGGGCUCAGGCUCAUUGAUUUCGCCCAUUGUAAUACCUACUUGCGGGCUGUCAUCGUCACUAACCCGAGGCAGUGAGAGCCGCGCCAAGAUCCGGGGAGGCUCCAAUCAAAACCGCAUCACAUCACAUCACCCUAACCCAAUCCCUCGAACCAUUUACCCAGCGAAGACAAAACCCUGGCGCCACCCAGUGUGACCACUCAACUUGCAACCUAUCGCCGGGCCCUCAGUCUUUAGCUGCCUAGCGAUCGCCAGUCGAGACUCGUCGCCCCGUCCUCAACCUGCUUCGGGCAGAUAACCAACCCUCAAAAUGCCACCGAUGCCAGCGAACCGCGGACCGCAAGGCCCUUCAUGGACCGAUAAGUUAAGAAUGGGUGCUAUGAUGGGAGGCACUGUCGGCGUAAUUAUCGGCUUCAUAUUCGGAACCGUCAACAUCUUUCGAUAUGGCGCUGGUGCCAACGGCGUUUUUCGUACACUUGGGCAGUAUAUGGCGGGCUCUGGAGCUACAUUUGGAUUCUUCAUGGGGAUAGGUAGUGUUAUAAGAACCGAUGCGUCGCCCAUCGCAGUCGAAGCCUUUGCUCGUGCGCAACGACGACCCUUCAUAAUGGCGGCCCAGCAAGCCUACCGACCCCGCGAGAAAUAAGCCCACCUAUUACCCUCGUCUACAUGUAGUCAGACCGAUUCCACCCUUAGCUAGAGAUGCGCCUCUCCAAUUAAGCUCACUAAGCAUGGAAUCGACGGUCUAUCGACCCCCUGUAUAAUUUGUAAAACAGAUACAACCAUCUAUUCCAACUUGGUACCGGUCUCAAUCUUGUGGGGUUCAAGAUCAAAAGCCUUUUGUUCGGCCUGGAUGAAAAAAUUGCACUAUUUUAUAUAUGCCGUACUGUACAUAUGGAGGCAAGCUUAUGUGGUGCCGCUCGGCAUGUUUAUCACCAACCCCUAAUAUCACGAUGAUAGGCACAAUUUUGAGUAAGCUGUCUCAUGCUUAUAGUGGGCUUAUUCAUAGCACUAUGAUAGCUAAAUCCACUCCGGAGGAUAUGCGGAUAUUUAAGUAAAAAAAGAAGAAAAUAUUACAUCACAAUGUUUAUAGAGCUAUCCCGCUUACAACAGUGAGAAUCUAAGACAGCGCAACAAAUUAACUCGCC